Homalodisca vitripennis (glassy-winged sharpshooter) is the source of this 759-nucleotide messenger RNA. Its product is annotated as lysozyme-like. The transcript is spliced from 4 exons. Gene Ontology annotation, molecular function: lysozyme activity. The coding region runs from base 70 to 471 and encodes 133 amino acids. The record is from RefSeq and is a predicted model, not a curated record. Lineage: Eukaryota; Metazoa; Arthropoda; Insecta; Hemiptera; Cicadellidae.
UGUAUUUAUCUGUUUCCAGUUGUACUCCAGGUGUCGAGUGUGUACGUGUCUAACCUCACCCCUAUCUGCAUGAGGUGCCUGUGCCACGCCGCUUCCAGCUGCAACCUCACCCUGGGAUGUGUGGAUGGUUACUGCGGCCCCUUCCAGCUGAGCCGCGGCUACUGGAGGGACGCUGGACUUCACGUACUUCCAGAUGACAAUCCUUCCAGAGAUGGAGCAUUCUUGGAUUGUGCUCAGGAUUACUCUUGUGCCCAAAGAAUUGUGGAAGAAUAUAUUAUCCGAUUCGGAAGCGACUGCAAUGGAGAUAGUGUGUCGGACUGUGACGACUUCGCCAUGCUUCACUUUAACCUGAAGGAUGACUGCACAGCGUCUUUGGAUGGGACCAACUUUGGCCGCCGAUACUCGACCUGCAGACCGACAUCUGAUCCCCCUGAUUCGGAUGAUGGCCCACCUCGUCGCAUCAAUGGGUGAUGAAUUAUUUAAUUUGUGAUCUGUAGAAUAGUUGUAAUGUGUUUUAUUUAAAUGUGCAAUAACAGUAAUGUCUUUUAAAAACUAAUUCACUUCUAAUGACAAAGUAAUAAAUGUCUAUAAAGUUUACGAAAAAGGCCUUCAUUUACUACGACAGUAUUAUUUUAACAAAACCAAUCGAUUUAUUUAUGUAAGUUCCAUGUUAACAAGAGUAAUAAAUUUGUGUUGUUGUGUUAUUUUGUACUUAUUAUAGCUGUUGGUAAAAAUAAAUUAUAUAGCAGUGAUUUCAUA